AUGGCAGAAACUGACCAGCCUGGAAAAAUUUUUGUAGGAAGCCUCAACACAGAGACCAGACAAUCGACUCUUGAAGUAAUAUUUGGGAGAUUUGGACCAAUAGCACAUGUUAUCUUGAUGAGAGACCGUGAAACUAAGAAGUCUAGAGGCUUUGCUUUCGUUACUUUUCAAUGUCCUGCAGAUGCUAAAAUUGCUGUCAAAGAAAUGAAUGGGGUGUCUUUGGAUGGAAAAAGAAUUAAAGUAGAACAAGCCAGGAGACCAUCAUCUCUUGAAAAUGGUAGAAAGCGGAGACCAUCAUCCUUUUCAAGAACCAGAGGUGCUUCAAGAAUUGUGAAAUGUGGAAGAGGAGGAAGUAGAGCAAGAGGUCGUCGUCCUUCACGUGAACGGAAUUUGGAUGAUGUUAGAUACACUCCUAAUUUCAACAUGAGUUCUUCUGGGAGACACUUUGCAGUUAGAAGAACUUCAUCUUCAAAAAGGAAUGGUCCUCCUAAAAGAUCUGCAACUUUUGCUCUGACGAGCAAUUCUGGACUGAGAGGACAAGAAGCCGGUGGAAGAGUGAUUUCUAGAAAUAUGCCAAGAAGAGAGCCAGUGUCUUCCAGAAGAGAUGAAUAUCCAUUACUAAGUGAUGAUGGCCAGUCUUCUAAUGAUAGGAGAUAUGCAUCAGCAUCUAGAGGAUACCGUGACUAUGGCAAUUACAGCUUUCAGGAGGAACAUGCAUCUGAAGUCUUCAGUGAUCAUGCUGACUAUCAUGGGGGACAUCAUAGAGAUUUCUCUGACUAUUUAAGUGGAAGUUCAUACAGAGAUACCGAUGGAAGUUAUGGAAACUUUCAUGAGGCACCAUCUGCAAGAGGGACAUACAGUGGAAACAACCGCUAUGAUGAUUAUAGUACCUCACGAGAUGGAUAUGGUGGAAGACGAGAAAUAUACUCAAACAACAGAAGUGACAUAUAUUCCAGUGGCUAUGAUUGUAUUGGUAGAGAGGAAGUGCUUGCACCUAUUGAUAGGGAAUACUCUGAGCAUGGGGGCAGACAAGAAAGAGGGCAUUCACCUAUGGAAAGGCUGUAUGGUGCAUCUCGUGAAACAUACAAUGGUAUCAAGAUUUGGGGGAACCCAUGGAGGUCAUGGAGAGAGCAGAUAUGA
Molecule: messenger RNA, 1140 nt
Organism: Apodemus sylvaticus (European woodmouse)
Lineage: Eukaryota; Metazoa; Chordata; Mammalia; Rodentia; Muridae
Product: RNA-binding motif protein, Y chromosome, family 1 member B-like
Biological process (GO): positive regulation of mRNA splicing, via spliceosome
Cellular component (GO): spliceosomal complex
Molecular function (GO): RNA binding
Source: RefSeq, a predicted model, not a curated record